AGGAAGACAAGCGGUAGAAAGGAUUGAAAGGGGGGCUAGGGUUUAUACAUCAAAAGCCUAAACCCUCUUUCGUUCCCUCCAUUACUAGAGAGAGAAAGUAGUAGUCGCGUGAGUAAAAUGUUUACAGGCGGAAAGAGCUUCGUCUCUUCGCCGCCGGCGUUCUCAAAUGACGCUAAGCGCCUCCUUGUUUGCACCGGCAACACCGUCUCCGUAUUCAGCACCUCCACUGGUUUACAGACUUGUGAGUUGGAAGGGCACGAGGCGCAAGUGACGUCGGUUAUAGUCGUUCCGGCGUUUAACCCGGCGAGUAAAGUCUUGUGCUAUUGCUGGACGGCGUCCCUCGAUGGGAAGAUCAAGUAUUGGGACUUUGCCGCUCCAGAAUUGAUGAAGACUAUUGACAUUCGGUUCCCAAUUCACUCUAUGGUGAUUCCAAGUUUAUUAAGCCAGGAAACUGACAGCAUUGGGAAGCUUCCUGAUCUUUUUGCUUACAUCUGUACUGAGGAUGUGAAACAGGACGGACAACCAAAUUCUUUAGGUGGACAGUUACGGAAAUGUAACCUGACAAAGUCACGUUUAGUUGGCGGAGUUACUCUAGCUGAGACUCGGAAACCAGGUUAUGUAACCAUUAGUCCAUCAGGGAAGUACAUUGGAAUGUAUGAAAAGCGCAAGCUCCGUAUAUGGGAAAUACCUGCAAAAGAUUCCGAGCAUCUUGGCUACAAGAAAAUCAGAUUACAUCAUACAAGAUCAGUUACUGCCAUGGCUUUUCAUCCGAAUGAGAGGGUGGUAGCAGCAGGCGAUGUCACAGGAAGGAUCUUAAUAUGGAGAGGUGUUGGGCGUGAAACAUUCUCCAGUAGUAAGUUAUCUAAUGGCCGAUUGAACACGGAUGCAGAGGACAGGCCAGGAGUGAGGGAUAAUGAUGAUGCACAUUCAUGUACCACAUGGCAUUGGCAUUCUGCACAAGUGAAUGUGCUCUUCUUCUCUUCUGAUGGUGCUUAUUUGUACUCAGGUGGAAGAGAAGGAGUUUUGGUUGUUUGGCAGUUAGAUACUGGAAAGAAAAAAUUUCUUCCGAGGAUCGGAUCCCCACUUCUGUAUUUCACCAAUUCUCCGGACCCUACAUUAUCCUCCAUAUCAUGCGCAGAUAAUCAAAUUCAACUGCUUAGAAUGCCUUCGAUGGAGAUACUGAGGUCCAUUUCAGGGAUCAAGCUUCCAAGUUCACAUAUGGAUAUGUAUGAGGGAUUUGGCUCGGUUGUUGUCUUCAAUCCCACUGCUGGCUUGAUUGCAGUACCUGCAGAGAACUACCGCGUCCAACUUUAUAGUCUGUUUGAUGAUCGUGAAAUUUCUGAGGUGCAAAUCUGUGAGAGAAACCAUCAGCCUGGCGAUGAAAUUACGGUAAAAGUGAAUUUGGUAGCUCUUUCUCGAGAUGGUUCUACCAUGAGCACUGUUGAAACCAGACUUCCUGAAGAAGGAAUAGGCAGCCUUGUGACUCUUAAGUUCUGGUCAUGUAAUUCGCAGAAAAAACAAUUUAGCUUGUCUACCGUCAUAUAUGAACCCCACAGGGAUGCUGGGAUCUCAUGCAUCGCUUUCCGACCAACUGGUCACAUGGCUGUGAGUUCAUCAUAUGGUGGAGAUUUUAAGGUAUGGGUCCAUAGACAUGAGUUUACCCCCAAAGAUGAGACUGUUCAGAGGAGUAGCUGGACAUGUCAUGCCGUUGGAUCAUACAAGAAGAAACCUAUGACCACUGCAGCAUUUUCCAGUGAUGGGUCUGUCCUGGCUGUUGCUGCAGACAAAGUUAUUACCUUGUGGGAUCCAGACAGGAAUACUCUGCUAGCUGUAAUUGGGGAUACUCUAGAGCCAAUUACAAAUCUUACAUUUGUUGGGAAGUCCGAGUAUCUUGUAUCUGCUUCACGAGGCUCGAAUCCACAGUUGACUGUGUGGAGUAUGUCGAAGCUGUGUACAGCUUGGUCCUAUAGGCUUGACGUAGAGGCAAUCACUUGUUCAAUGGACAAUUCCACCUUUGCUGUUCUUGCUCUCUCUAAGCAAAUUGGAUCUGCGGAUGCCUCAUUGCAGUGUGGAGAGGGGGUGAUUUUGCUGUUCAAUGCAGAAAAAGCGGUUUCUUUGUCGGCGUGGUCUGUGAGCAAGGCUCAAGGAGGUCUUUCAUUUGUCUAUUCAAGCCCUGAAUUGGAAGACGAAGUUUCCGGAACAAAAGCCACCAAUGAAGUACUUGCUUACAUUAAUGGUGCUCAUGAAUACGUUCUCUUGAACCCACACAGUGAACAGGAGAGUAAACUUAGCAUUUCUCGUCAACGAGUCUUCAGUAAGCUUGAUGAAACAGAUACACAUGGAUAUGCAUCAGUGUAUGGUGAGUUACCAGAAUUCAGCUUGAAAAUAGAUCAGACGCCGUUCCCAUCAAUGCCGUCAGAAAAAACCUGGAAGAAUAUAUUUAGUGGACCAUCUCACAGUCUUCCUCCCCUGCCCAAGUUAUGCUCAGACUUUCUAGAAUCAUUACUGGAGAGGAGGUCCGGUGUUGUGGAAUAGGCCAUUGACACAUUGUUCAUACUUAGCCUUUGAUGUGGUUAAGUAGUAAUCAUGAGCUUGCGCGCCUUGCCUUCUAUCACAGAAUGGAAGCUCCUCCUUAGAGACAGCUCUGCUUACAAAAUCACUCAUUUUUUGGCGGGGAGAAGCAUAUCUGCUGCUGCAUACCAUUUUCACAGGAUGUGGCGAUGAAAUUUUGGUGUAUGAUUUUGUUUGUAUUAACAACACUGCCUCUGAUACAUAUACUGUGGAUUUACUGAUUGGCCAAGUUGAGGUGUUAAAGUAGUUGUAGCGGCCAAUUUAUAGAGAUUUAGAAAGUCGAAUAUGUACUGCUGAUUAUUUAUAAUCUGAAAUGCCUAAUGAGACCACAUACACCAUCA
Messenger RNA from Salvia miltiorrhiza (redroot sage), 2912 nucleotides. RefSeq lists its product as uncharacterized. The record is from RefSeq and is a predicted model, not a curated record. The transcript is spliced from 16 exons. Gene Ontology annotation, molecular function: protein binding. The coding region runs from base 118 to 2535 and encodes 805 amino acids. Lineage: Eukaryota; Viridiplantae; Streptophyta; Magnoliopsida; Lamiales; Lamiaceae.